ACCGCCAUUAACCUGAGGCGGUCGUUAGUUUUUUCUUAAGUAAUCUGUAACCGUUCUUCUCCUUCACCCCUCUGUACUCCCUCUUCUCCAAGUAAACUCAUUACAUAAACCUCUCUUACAUAUAUAGCCAUAUGCAUAUAGAUAUACAUAUAUAUACUGAUACUAAUUCUCAUCACCUUUUUUGAAUUUUUUUCUUCUCCAAAAAGCUUUUUCAGUUUUGGAGCUUUUCUCGUUGUCAAUCUUUGUAGAAACUAGAAAGCUUACUUAGUUGCCAAUAAUGUAUAUGUGUUAGUAUUUUCUUAUACAAAUCAUUGCAAUAAUGUUACGCUUUGCAAAUUCUCAGCCUCAUCAUCUCUGUAAAUCUUCUUCUUCUUCUUCUUUGACGUAUACCAAUCUGUCGACCUUAAUUCAACUGACUGUUUUCUUUUGUUAAAUUCUGAUAGAAUACAUACUUUUUCUCUUUCUGUAAAUCAAAUUAGCUUUAGGGUACUUUCUUAGUAUGGAGUUUAAUUCAGUAAAGCGUGAAAUCAUAGUUGAUGAUCGAUUUUCCGAAGAGGGUAGCGGAGAUUCGGCGUCGGAGGCAAUUCAAGAGCACGAGUCAUCGCUUUCCGAUUGCGAAAGUGGGGUUUCUGGCGUCGAUUCGGAACGAACCGGGUUCAUCAAUGGGGAUGGGUUGAUUCGGUUAUCCGAAGGAGACAGAGUCCAUGACAUCAUUAAGAGAAGAUUCGUCUCGAGUUUGGGUUCGAUUGGAGAGAAAACAACAGUCGUAGCCAUUCAAAGAAACACCCAUUCGAGCAUUGUGGGAGAAGCCCGGCUCCAUUCUUUUCAGAUAUUCGCCAAAGCCAUGGCAAAGAAGUGUGGAGGUUAUGCCAACGUCAAGUUCGCUUGGUACCAACCUUCUUGCAAAGAUGAAAUCUCGAAAAUCUUCUCCCAUGGCUUCGCCCAAUUCCACAAUUCUCAUAAUUAUGGAUUGUAUGGUCACGGUCUCUAUCUUUCUCCAGAUGAUUCUCCAGUCGAAUGUGUGGAAGGUUCCCCGAGUGUUGAUGAGGACGGCGUACGACAUCUUUUGUUGUGUCGUGUAAUACUUGGCAAAUCUGAGGAGGUGCGUUUAGGUUCUCAACAGUUCCUUCCGAGUUCUGACGAGUUUGACUCGGGUGUGGACAAUCUUUCUUCACCCAAAAAGUACAUUAUAUGGAGUACCCACAUGAACACUUGUGUUUUGCCUGAAUAUCUCAUUAGUUUCAGAGCUCCCAUUCGCUCCAAAGUUCCUGAAAGGACCCAAGAGUCGUUUAGGAGACCCACUUCACCGUGGAUGCCGUUCCCAACUUUGAUAUCAGUACUUUCUAAGUUCUUACCUCCAAGGCCAAUUGCUUUAAUCUCCAAGUACCAUAAGGAUUAUAAAGACAAGAAGAUAACAAGGAACGAACUAAUACAACGUGUGAGAACAAUAGCAGGAGACGAGUUGUUAACUAAAGUGAUAAAAACAUUCAGGUCAAAGCAACCCAGAGUACAGCAGCAGAGUAAUAUGGUUGUGCACAAUCAGAGCACGAAUGUCACAGAGAUUGUAAAGCAAAAAUCUUUGGAAUGAUGAGUCAGAGCUCACAAGUCACAAUUAACAGACGAAGCUGGCUAAGUGAGAAAAAGGGACAAUUCACUAGUAGAGGAUUUUAUUGAUAUGUAUUGAGGGGUCCACCAGAUGCUGAGAGACUAAAUCGAAUGGCUCAAAGUUUUUUGGCAUCUUAGAAAGGUUUACUUGGCUAUUAAUAUUGGAAAAAAAAGCUUUUAUAUGUUGUUUUUGUUUAGUUGUAACUUUCUUCGCUCAUAGUGGAAAUGAAAAAUAAACAUUUGUUGGUUCUC
Molecule: messenger RNA, 1857 nt
Organism: Humulus lupulus (European hop)
Lineage: Eukaryota; Viridiplantae; Streptophyta; Magnoliopsida; Rosales; Cannabaceae
Product: probable inactive poly [ADP-ribose] polymerase SRO5
Exons: 5
Coding region: 500-1588 (362 amino acids)
Molecular function (GO): NAD+ poly-ADP-ribosyltransferase activity
Source: RefSeq, a predicted model, not a curated record